AUGGUCCACCCCGAGAUUUUGGACGAUUUUAAGGAGAGUUUUGAUACUCUCAGGUUUUACCGAAUUUCGCACCAUAAUAACGGCCUAAUCAACGAGCUUGAGUCGUCGCCCAUGAGUACGGAGCACGUGAGCGGACUGCUGGCCGCAGCCACGGCCACAGCGGCUAUGGCCUCCAUUGCCCUGUUACAGAAGAAACGCGCGGCAGCUUACGAUCCCAAGAACCGCAAGGGCAUUGGUCAGCGCAGGCCGAGCGCCAACGCGGCGGCCAUGAACGGAUCAGCCAACGGCCAUGCGCACGUGGCGAUGGUGCAAAACGGACAAGUGCUGGCCGACCCGGCCGAAGGCUACGAGCUCUUCCCCAUCGACUUCUCCAUGCACGUGCAGAUCCGCCAGAACGUCGUGCGCAAGUUCUUGCAGACGCACCCGGAUGCCAAGAGCAGCGCGGCCGCCAUGCUCCUUCAUGGCGGCGUUGAGGUGGACCGCUAUGAUACGGACAUCCAGUACAAUUUCCACCAGGAGAGCUUCUUCCAGUAUCUCUUUGGGGUGCGCGAGCCGGGAUGCGCGGGUCUGGUUGACCUGACGACACGCAAGGCCGUGCUAUUCGUGCCCCGACUGAGCGAUGAGUGGGAACUCUGGUGCGGUGACCGCAAGCCACCGGCCUACUUCAAGGCACACUACAAGGUGGACGAGGUCCUCUACAUGGACGAGAUAGCGGCCGUGUUGGCCGAUAAGCUCAAGGCCAAGAAGCUGUAUGUGCUGCACGGCAAGAACACGGACAGCGGCCUGGAAACGACCACGACGUCGACUUUUGAGGGCAUCGAGAAGUUCGAGGUGGACAAGACGGCACUACACCCCGUUUUGGUGGAAUCCCGUGUGAUUAAGACGGAGAAGGAGCUGGAGCUGCUUCGCUUUGUCAACAAAUUGUCGUCUCGCGCUCAUAUCAACGUGAUGAAGAACAUCCGUCCGGGCAAGAUGGAGUUCCACGCCGAGAGUGACUUUCUGCAUUACGUGUACAGUAAUGGAGGCGCUCGCUUCCAUGCGUACACUUGCAUUUGCGGUAGUGGCCACAACGCCUCUGCUCUGCACUAUGGCCACGCUGGUGCACCGAAUGACAAACUUCUUGAAGAUGGUGACCUGUUCCUCAAUGACAUGGGGGGAGAACUACAUGGCUACACUUCGGACAUCACAUGCUCAUGGCCAGUGAAUGGCGCGUUCUCUGCUGAUCAGCGCAUGGUCUACGAAGGCGUGCUCAAGGCCCACGACGCCGUCAUGGCGGCCAUCAAGCCUGGCGUUAGUUACGUCGACAUGCACUUGCUGUCGCACCGCGUGCUGACGCAGCAUCUGCUGGAGUACGGUCUCUUCCAGAAUGGCACAGUGGACGAACUGAUGGAUCACGAGAUCUCGGCCUACUUCUAUCCUCAUGGCCUGGGCCACAUGAUGGGCCUGGACACGCACGACGUUGGCGGCAUCCCCAUCGGCUACGAGCGCUCCACGAAGAAGAUCCUGGCCAAGCUUCGUUGUGUGCGAAACUUGGAGAAGAACAUGGUGCUGACAGUGGAGCCGGGCUGCUACUUCAUCGAGGCCCAGAUCCAGGCAGUGCUGGCCAACCCUGUGACGGCCAAGUUCGUCAACCAAGAGAUGUUGUCUCGCUUCCGUGGCACGGGCGGAGUCCGAAUCGAGUCGGAUGUUGUAGUUACCGCUACGGGCGUCGAGUGCAUGAGCAAGGUGCCACGGACAGUCGAGGAGAUCGAAGCGACCAUGCAGAAGGCGUAG
Molecule: messenger RNA, 1773 nt
Organism: Phytophthora infestans T30-4
Lineage: Eukaryota; Oomycota; Peronosporomycetes; Peronosporales; Peronosporaceae
Product: xaa-Pro dipeptidase, metalloprotease family M24B, putative
Exons: 3
Coding region: 1-1773 (590 amino acids)
Molecular function (GO): manganese ion binding; metalloaminopeptidase activity
Source: RefSeq, a predicted model, not a curated record